CCCCGCGUCCCCGCGCGCCGCGGCGCCUGCUGACCCGGCCGGCCCGCCUGCCCGCCCGUGGGUGCGUCGGUCCGCAGCGCGGCUGAGUAAACUUGAACAUAACUUCAAAAGAAGAUUUGAUUCUUUAUUUCUGGACUGCAUAUAUAUAACAAGGCCAUCAGAAUGUCGGGAGCCUCAGUGAAGGUAGCUGUCCGGGUGAGGCCCUUCAAUUCUCGAGAGACCAGCAAGGAGUCCAAGUGUAUCAUUCAGAUGCAAGGCAACUCGACCAGUAUUAUUAACCCAAAGAACCCAAAGGAAGCUCCAAAGUCCUUCAGCUUCGACUACUCCUACUGGUCUCACACCUCGCCAGAAGAUCCCUGUUUUGCAUCUCAAAACCGGGUGUACAAUGACAUAGGAAAGGAAAUGCUCUUACAUGCCUUUGAGGGAUAUAAUGUUUGUAUUUUUGCCUAUGGACAGACCGGUGCUGGGAAAUCUUAUACAAUGAUGGGUAAACAAGAAGAAAGCCAGGCUGGCAUUAUUCCACAGUUAUGUGAAGAACUAUUUGAGAAAAUCAAUGACAACUGUAAUGAAGAAAUGUCUUACUCUGUGGAGGUGAGCUACAUGGAAAUUUACUGUGAGAGAGUACGAGACUUGCUGAAUCCAAAAAACAAGGGUAAUUUGCGUGUGCGUGAACACCCACUUCUUGGACCCUAUGUGGAGGAUCUGUCAAAGUUGGCAGUCACUUCCUACACAGACAUUGCUGACCUCAUGGACGCUGGGAACAAAGCCAGGACAGUGGCAGCUACCAACAUGAAUGAAACAAGUAGCCGUUCCCACGCCGUGUUUACCAUUGUUUUCACCCAGAAGAAACAUGAUACUGAGACCAACCUUUCCACUGAGAAGGUCAGUAAAAUCAGCCUGGUGGAUCUAGCUGGAAGCGAACGAGCUGAUUCAACUGGUGCCAAGGGGACUCGAUUAAAGGAAGGAGCAAAUAUUAAUAAGUCUCUUACAACUUUGGGCAAAGUCAUUUCAGCCUUGGCAGAGGUGAGUAAAAAGAAGAAGAAAACUGAUUUUAUUCCCUACAGGGAUUCUGUACUUACUUGGCUCCUUCGAGAAAAUCUAGGUGGCAAUUCUCGGACUGCAAUGGUUGCUGCUCUGAGUCCAGCAGACAUCAACUAUGACGAAACUCUGAGCACUCUGAGAUAUGCAGAUCGCGCAAAACAAAUUAAAUGCAAUGCUGUUAUCAAUGAAGAUCCCAAUGCCAAACUUGUUCGUGAAUUAAAGGAGGAGGUGACACGGCUGAAGGACCUUCUUCGUGCUCAGGGGCUGGGAGAUAUUAUUGAUAUUGAUCCACUGAUUGAUGAUUACUCUGGAAGUGGAGGCAAAUAUCUGAAAGAUUUUCAGAACAAUAAGCAUAGGUACUUGCUAGCCUCUGAGAAUCAACGCCCUGGCCAUUUUUCCACAGCAUCCAUGGGGUCCCUCACUUCAUCCCCAUCUUCCUGCUCACUCAGUAGUCAGGUGGGCUUGACGUCUGUCACCAGUAUUCAGGAGAGGAUCAUGUCUACACCUGGAGGAGAGGAAGCCAUUGAGCGUCUAAAGGAAUCAGAGAAGAUCAUCGCUGAGUUGAAUGAAACCUGGGAAGAGAAGCUUCGAAAAACAGAGGCCAUCAGAAUGGAGAGAGAGGCCUUGUUGGCUGAGAUGGGAGUUGCCAUUCGGGAAGAUGGAGGAACCCUGGGGGUUUUCUCACCUAAAAAGAUUUUGGCCCCAAGACCAUGUGACUUAUUUUUGGAUCCCAGUGGGGUAUUUUCACCAAAGAAGACCCCACAUCUUGUUAACCUCAAUGAAGACCCACUAAUGUCCGAAUGCCUGCUUUAUUACAUCAAAGAUGGAAUUACAAGGGUUGGCCAAGCAGAUGCUGAGCGGCGCCAGGACAUAGUGCUGAGUGGGGCUCACAUUAAAGAAGAGCAUUGUAUCUUCCGGAGUGAGAGAAACAGCAGUGGUGAAGUUAUUGUGACUCUAGAGCCUUGUGAACGCUCAGAAACCUAUGUAAAUGGCAAGAGGGUGGCCCAGCCUGUCCAGCUGCGUUCAGGAAACCGUAUCAUCAUGGGUAAAAACCAUGUUUUUCGUUUUAACCACCCGGAACAAGCACGGGCUGAGCGGGAAAAGACUCCUUCUGCUGAGACCCCCUCUGAGCCUGUGGACUGGACGUUUGCCCAGAGAGAGCUUCUGGAAAAACAAGGAAUUGAUAUGAAGCAAGAGAUGGAGAAAAGGCUGCAGGAAAUGGAGAUUCUGUACAAAAAGGAGAAAGAAGAAGCAGAUCUUCUCUUGGAGCAGCAGAGACUGGACUAUGAGAGUAAAUUGCAGGCCUUGCAGAAGCAAGUUGAGACCCGAUCCUUAACUGCAGAAACAACUGAAGAGGAAGAAGAGGAGGAAGAAGUUCCUUGGACACAGCAUGAAUUUGAGUUGGCCCAAUGGGCUUUCCGAAAAUGGAAGUCUCACCAGUUUACUUCAUUAAGGGACUUACUCUGGGGCAAUGCUGUGUACCUGAAGGAAGCCAAUGCCAUCAGCGUGGAAUUGAAGAAGAAGGUGCAAUUUCAGUUUGUCUUACUGACUGAUACACUGUACUCCCCUUUACCUCCUGAAUUACUUCCCACUGAGAUGGAAAAAACGCAUGAGGACAGGCCUUUCCCUCGCACAGUGGUGGCAGUAGAAGUCCAGGAUUUGAAGAAUGGAGCAACACAUUAUUGGUCUUUGGAGAAACUCAAGCAGAGGCUGGAUUUGAUGCGAGAGAUGUAUGACAGGGCAGGAGAGAUGGCCUCCAGUGCCACAGAUGAGAAUGAGUCCACUGUGACUGGCAGUGAUCCAUUCUAUGAUCGGUUCCACUGGUUCAAACUUGUGGGAAGCUCCCCCAUUUUCCACGGCUGUGUGAAUGAGCGCCUUGCCGACCGCACACCCUCCCCCACUUUUUCCACCGCCGAUUCCGACAUCACUGAGCUGGCUGACGAGCAGCAAGAUGAGAUGGAGGAUUUUGAUGAUGAGGCAUUCGUGGAUGACACCGGCUCUGACGCAGGGACGGAGGAGGGAUCAGAUCUCUUCAGUGACGGGCAUGACCCGUUUUACGACCGAUCCCCUUGGUUCAUUUUAGUGGGAAGGGCAUUUGUUUACCUGAGCAAUCUGCUGUAUCCUGUGCCCCUGAUUCACAGAGUGGCCAUUGUCAGUGAGAAGGGUGAAGUGCGGGGAUUUUUGCGUGUGGCCGUACAGGCCAUUGCAGCGGAUGAAGAAGCUCCUGAUUAUGGCUCUGGAAUUCGACAGUCAGGAACGGCUAAAAUAUCUUUUGAUAAUGAGUACUUUAAUCAGAGCGACUUUUCUUCAGUUGCAAUGACUCGUUCUGGUCUGUCCUUGGAAGAGCUGAGGAUUGUGGAAGGACAGGGUCAGAGUUCUGAGGUCAUCACUCCUCCAGAAGAAAUCAAUCGAAUGAAUGACUUGGAUUUGAAGUCAAGCACUUUGCUGGAUGGUAAGAUGGUAAUGGAAGGGUUUUCUGAAGAGAUUGGCAACCACCUGAAACUGGGCAGUGCCUUCACUUUCCGAGUAACAGUGUUGCAGGCCAGUGGAAUCCUCCCAGAGUAUGCAGAUAUCUUCUGUCAGUUCAACUUUUUGCAUCGCCAUGAUGAAGCAUUCUCCACUGAACCCCUCAAAAACAAUGGCAGAGGAAGUCCCCUGGGCUUUUAUCAUGUGCAGAAUAUUGCAGUGGAAGUCACAGAAUCAUUUGUGGAAUAUAUCAAAACCAAGCCUAUUGUAUUUGAAGUCUUUGGGCAUUAUCAGCAGCACCCACUUCAUCUGCAAGGACAGGACCUCAACAGUCCACCUCAACCAUCUCGACGAUUCUUCCCUCCACCCAUGCCACUCUCCAAGCCAGUUCCCAGCUGCCAGAGCGAGAGGGUACCCAAACGAGAUGUUCCAGCCACCAAGUUAAACACCAUGAGCAAAACCAGCCUUGGCCAGAGCAUGAGCAAGUAUGACCUUCUGGUUUGGUUUGAGAUCAGUGAACUGGAGCCUACGGGAGAGUAUAUUCCAGCUGUGGUUGACCACACAGCAGGCUUGCCGUGCCAGGGGACGUUUUUGCUUCAUCAGGGCAUCCAAAGAAGGAUCACAGUGACCAUUAUCCAUGAAAAGGGGAGUGAGCUUCACUGGAAAGAUGUUCGUGAACUAGUGGUAGGCCGGAUUAGGAAUAAGCCUGAGGUGGAUGAAGCUGCAGUUGAUGCCAUCCUCUCCCUAAAUAUUAUUUCUGCCAAGUACCUGAAGUCUUCCCACAACUCCAGCAGGACCUUCUACCGUUUUGAGGCUGUAUGGGACAGCUCCCUACAUAACUCCCUUCUUCUGAACCGUGUGACACCCUGUGGAGAAAAGAUCUACAUGACUUUGUCAGCCUACCUAGAGCUGGAUCAUUGCAUCCAGCCAGCUGUCAUCACCAAGGAUGUGUGCAUGGUCUUCUAUUCCCGAGAUGCCAAGAUCUCGCCGCCACGCUCUCUGCGCAGCCUCUUUGGCAGUGGCUACUCAAAGUCACCAGACUCCAAUCGAGUCACUGGAAUUUAUGAACUCAGCUUAUGCAAAAUGGCAGACACAGGUAGUCCAGGAAUGCAGAGAAGGAGAAGAAAAGUCUUGGAUACAUCAGUGGCAUAUGUGCGGGGUGAAGAGAACUUAGCAGGCUGGCGGCCCCGUGGAGACAGCCUCAUUCUUGAGCACCAGUGGGAGUUGGAGAAGCUGGAGCUCCUGCAUGAGGUGGAGAAAACCCGCCACUUUCUGCUGCUACGUGAGAGACUUGGUGACAGCAUCCCUAAAUCCCUGAGUGACUCGUUGUCCCCCAGCCUCAGUAGUGGGACCCUCAGCACCUCCACCAGCAUCUCAUCUCAGAUCUCAACCACCACCUUUGAAAGUGCCAUCACACCCAGUGAGAGCAGUGGCUAUGACUCAGCAGACAUCGAAAGCCUGGUAGAUCGGGAGAAAGAGCUGGCGACCAAGUGCCUGCAACUUCUCACCCACACUUUCAACCGAGAAUUCAACCAGGUGCACAACAGCAUCAGUGACUGUAAGUUGUCUGAUAUCUCUCCAAUUGGACGGGAUCCCUCUGAGUCCAGUUUCAGUAGUGCUACGCUCACUCCCUCCUCCACCUGCCCCUCUCUGGUAGACUCUAGGAGCAACUCUUUGGAUCAGAAGACACCAGAAGCCAAUUCCCGGGCCUCUAGUCCCUGCCCAGAAUUUGAACAAUUUCAGAUUGUCCCUGCUGUGGAAACACCCUAUUUGGCCCGAGCAGGAAAAAAUGAAUUUCUCAAUCUUGUUCCAGAUAUUGAAGAAAUUAGACCAGGCUCAGUGGUCUCUAAGAAAGGAUACCUGCAUUUCAAGGAGCCACUUGCCAGCAAUUGGGCUAAACAUUUUGUCGUGGUUCGUCGCCCUUAUGUUUUUAUCUAUAACAGCGACAAAGACCCAGUCGAACGUGGAAUUAUUAACCUGUCCACAGCACAAGUGGAGUACAGUGAGGACCAGCAGGCCAUGGUGAAGACACCUAACACCUUUGCUGUAUGCACAAAGCACCGUGGGGUUCUUUUGCAGGCUCUCAACGACAAAGACAUGAAUGACUGGUUAUAUGCCUUUAACCCACUCCUCGCUGGCACAAUACGGUCAAAACUCUCCCGCAGAUGCCCGAGCCAACUGAAAUACUAAGUGACUCUGCUGAGCACCCUCACUCGCCUUCGAGAGAUAAAGUGUUACCUCUCAUUUCUCUUUGUGAUUCUUGAUGGUUACUCUUGUAUGUAAUCCUGUGGCUUAACUACUUCUCUCUCCUCAUCCUGCACCUUUUCUAGCUCUCCUGUUCCCCAUCUCCAUUGCUCUGUACUCUUCUUUUUUUCCAUGCUGAGAAUCUUGUUAGUAGCAUGUGGCUGACCAAAAGAAAAAAAGAUACCACCCCUUCCCAAACCCUGAAGGGAUCUAGUGAAUCUCCAAAUUAUUUUUUGGUGUAUUUUGGCUUCCUUUUGUGUGAUAGGUCCCCAUUAUGACCACUGCUGAUGUCUGUACUGCUGUCUUUGGAUACCUUUUUCCGUUUUUCAAGACAUCAUACUUUUUUUUUUUCUUUUCUCUGUUUGUGCUAUCACUUUAAUUUUUCUUGGGUGGGUUAGAGACUAAGGGAAAAGACGUCUAGACUCCUUAGAAUGUGAGAGUAAAGAACUUACCUUUUUUUCUCUUCUGUCUCUGUUUGCAGUGGCUAAUCUCUGCAUUUCCAUUCAGGGAAAAGAUUGUGGUGAGCUUAGAAAUGGGACAGUUAUAUUCUGUGAGUCAAAAUCAGGGCUUAUUUAGAGCACAGUUAUGGAAUUUUCAUUUAGUGGAAGAGAGGGAAAGACGAGUUUUCAGUAGGCCUGGGAUGGUGGCUGCCAAUGACCCUUUAAGAAGGGAAGAGCCAAAGAUAUUGCCACUGGAUUUCAGAGGAUCACAGCAUUUGGCAGUGGCCGUGAAGGCAACAGUCAGUAGGAUGCUUAUGGUUCCUCACAGCAGGAUUCCUGUGAACUGUUUUUCCCUGUUGGGAGGGAGGUUCUUCUCUAGGUGUCUUUCAAUUCUGUUCCUAGCAUUAGUGAUAAUGCUGGUACGGUUUGGAAUUAGUGUGAUGUCGUACACAAGUAUCCCACAAGGGGGGAGUGUUUUACUUUCUGUUGAUAAACCUGAUGGUUAUUGUGGUCAUUAUAAUUAUGAUAAUACUGAUUAGUGACCUUGUGAUUAUUGUGGCUUCCUUUGAUCAAAGAAAUGUAGGUUUCAAGUAUAAACUUGGAGGUCUUCCUCUCAAUCCAGUGGUCAUUUUCAAUGAUGCUUGUUUCCCCAUACUAAUAAAUAAGCAGACAUGGCACGCUUUGCUCUCUGGGUUCCAGGAUUAAAACCAACCCUCUAGGGCCAAGCCCGUGGUGCACUCGGGAGAGUGCGGCGCUGGGAGCGCAGCGACACUCCCGCCGCGGGUUCGGAUCCUAUAUAGGAAUGGCCGGUGCACUCACUGGCUUAGUGCCGGUCACAAAAAAGACAAAAAAAAAAAAAAAAAAAAAAAACCAACCCUCUAACACCACUCCAAACAAAACAAAAAACACUUGGGGGCAAAGAAGGACAUCCACCUGAGCCCUGGCCCCAGUGGUUUGUUGCUGGGAUCCUGCCUUGUCUGUCCUCCUUUGCUACUGUCUCCUCUCCAUCUGGUGUGGAAAUACUGCCCAAGGAGGAAGGAGGAAGCUCACUGCUGACUGAGUCUCUUUUCUGACAGACUAGGGUUAUCUGGCUUCCAGAGACCAUCAUAGAAGAUAACUCUUUCUUUCAGCUGCUAGUAAAUUUUACAGGAAUGACAUUGGGGAAAAGAAAGUAUCCAGGUUACUUCAAUUGCUUUGCUAGUUGACUUGGGGUUGUUUUAUACUAUCCUUUACUUUUCUUGCUCAAACCUCUCUGUUUCACCAUUGCUCAGGCAUUCAGGAAAGUAUCUGUUCGCCCCCACUUUGUGAGGACUGAAGCUUCUUGGCCUUGAGGUUGCUGACUCUUAGGUGAUGGGCAGCUGGAUUACUAUCCACUCCACAUAGCAAAGGUCAGACUCACACAGCUCUGCAGAACAGUUGCUAGGGAGACGCUUCACCCAGACCCUUUUUAAUGACUUCCUGGUUUGGCUCACAUCUGAAGAACAGAUCUCCCAGCUUCGCUCAGAUGAGUGAAUCACAGAUAGCUUAAUAAAAGGAAGGGUAGAAAAUACAGACUAUGUCCUUAUCUGAAAAAUGAUCAAUAAAAACCCUAUAGUGGAUUCUUUUUAACUUUCUUCCUCUCCUGAAAGCAUAGGUCACUAAACUGUAAUGUUUUCUAAGCAGUAUGUGAGGUUUCUAAUAUAAUUAGAAGUUUCUUCAUUGUCUAAUGGACACAAUAUGCCCUUCUGGUGUACACUCAAAUGCAGCAGGAUCUGUCGGUGCUUAGAGACAGCUUCCUAGACUGGAAUUUCUAAUUUCAGGGAAAUGAAGAUGAAAUUUGAAGGUCAUUUUAAAAAUUAAAUCACUGAUAUUGCUGCUGUUCUAAAGUGUGACAGAAGGAUCCAUGCCUGUGACAGGGGAGGUGGGAAGCCUGAGUGAGAGUGAAAUUAUGUAAUACACUGAAAUGACUUUUGUUUUUUAUUCUAACUCAAACAAAACUGGUUUGGAAAGUCUUUGCUUUGGAAGUGCCAGACAUUAGAACAAGCCAAACUGGACUGUCGUUCAUAGCAUGCCCAGAUAAAAAGGCCUCAUUAGGAAGCCAGAGGAAGCAGGAUGGUUGUGUCCUGUCAGGGACUUGGGCAUGCUGCUCCCACCAUCUGAGGAGCUUCUGCUGGGACUGAUGGCCCAGAGAACACCUGUUGGCCCCUCUUUCUCUAGGGGCCGAUCUUCAGACUGGAGUUGAAACAGUUUCAGGAUUGAUGUUCCCUUUCUGGACAGAGCUGUCUGUACUUUGAAAUUCUGAGAGAGGAUUUAUGGCAAAAACUAUUUAUGAGGCUUUAGCUAUAGCUAUAAUGGCAGAAAACAUAAGAAACCUGGCCCUUAAAGAAACCACCUUUUAGGGUGUUUUUUUGUUUUGUUUUGUUUUUUUCUUAAAGCACUUGUUAAAUGAGUAAAAAAAAGGCACAAAAGAAAACUCUUACGCAGAUUAAAAAGAAAUGAAUGCCAGUUAUAACUUUUAAGAAGAUUAUCUUCUCCUCCCCUCACUCCCCCACCCUCCUUUUUCCUGCCAAAGCAAACUUCACAACCAACUCCAAACCAGUGCUCGGACCCUCCCUGUCUCUCUGCACCUGCCUGGGAGUCAGUCAGCUCUUAGGCUGGGGCUGUGCGAGGCUGGCCAGCCCCCCUGCACAGUCAGGAGCACAGGCAUGGGCUGCUCUGGCAGCAGACACCUUCCCUCCAAGUCUUUGUUAGAAGGUGGAGAAGGUGAGGGAAGGUGAAUUUUCCCAGCUAAGAAACCACUAUUAUUUGAUAAUUUUUUUUUCCCUUCAGCUAUGUAGAACUUAUACAACUACUCAUAUUUUCAAUGAAUUUUUCAGCUUGCUGAUGGUUAAGGAAUAAAUUAAGUCAUUGUGAAGGGUCUUUUGGGAUCUAAAAACAAGACGGCAUAUAUUUCAAAGCAAAGACUUUGUUGCCACUGCUUGUUGUCUAAUUUACAGGGAUAUAUAAUUUUGUAAGGUGUAUGUUUAUUUAUACAGCUGUCAUUAAUUGCACAUUGGACUGGAAGAGAAAGGAUUCUCUAGCAUGUAGCUCCUGUUGGUACUCUUUCUGCCUUUCCCUUGUGCUGAGUUCCACUCGGGUUCUCCUGGACAGUAUCAGGGGUUGUUUGUUUGACGUGGGACCUUCAUUUUUUCUUUUGGUUCCCUUUUUAAAAUGCGAUGGUUAACCUGCUCCUUAAAAAGAAAAGACUAAUUCUGCUGCUGCUCUCAGAAGGUUUGCUGAAUGUGUUUAAACUAGAACUCUAACUUGUGUGCACUACAGCUGUCCCCCACGGCCAACAGUUCACUCGUGUGCGGGCCAGACCCUGACUGUAUGUAGCAGGAAUGUAUUAAGUUAUGCUUCUGUAGCAAAUUGAAAUAUCAGCUGAGAGAUUAUUUGCGGUUGUUCAAAAGGCCAUUUAUUAAAUUAGUAUUUGAGUCCCAUAAAAUCUCAAGAAAGCCUCCAGUCAUUUAAAGGAAGAACUUAGAGUUGAUACAAACUUCAUGUUAAAAAUCCACAGCCAAACAGCUCUGUUCACAUGGAAAGUCUGAGCUGAGGCUGGUCUCUUGCCAAACCCUGGCUGUUGCGUGUUUUUUUUUCAUGUCUUUGGGUUGAUUUUUUUUUAUGCUGCAUAUCCUGGCAUCAGUUCACCUGAGGAAUUCAUCAGCCUCUCGUGUUUAAGGCAUUGUCUUAGAUUUGUGGCUCUAAAGUACUUGUCUGUUGAGAUUUCAAGUCUCUUGUCACCAUCCUCACACACUACAACAAAACCCAUGAAGCAUAAGUGGCCUUUUUGAACCAAGACUUUGCAAACUGAUCUCUCCCUAGUGAAGGAGUUGAGCACAUUAGCAACAAUGUACAUUAUUAAUUUUGAAUUUUCAUUUUCAUGUUCUAUUUUGUAAAUAUAAUCUGAUGUUUGGAGCUUGAGUAUACAGAAUGUAAAUAUAGUUCUCGUAUUUGUACUAAUUCUGAUUCUUUUGCUGUAUAGCCAUAGAUGUGCAAUGCAGACAUUAUCUAACUGUGUAUGGUAACCUUGCAUCACGGAACUAUUAGUGAACGAGGUAAAAAUAAUAAAGGUACAACCAGUGCAUCAGAAGGCUCUUGUUGUGCAUUAUUCUUGCAUCUUUUGAAGGGUAAUUACACAAAGAUUUCUUUUCUUCACUUGCAAAGAUAAUAUGUCUGAAAGACAAAAGUCAUGAUGCCACAACCUACAAGUUCCUUUCUGAUAUUCCAAACAGUGGUUUUUAUAUAACCAGGAAAGCUUAUAUGGUGCUAUUUCUUUGAAAGUACUUUCCUCCCAAGUAUGUGUCUAUUUCAGCUGGACAACUUUUUUAUUUUUCCUCCUAAGCCUCUCUUUGUGUAACCUACUGUCUGGCUAGGCUAAGGCCUGGAAUCCUACUCAUGACACCAGUUGUAAAGCUAUUCGGCCACACUAGUUGUUGGACUCUUUUACCUGCCGCUAAUCCUGCACCGACUGGGCUGAUUGUUGAGCUAGGGCUGGGUCUGGAGCUCCCAGACCCCUCAAGCCCAUUCACAGGCUGGGUCACCAGACCCCUCCCACCCCCACAGGUCUAUGAGCUAGGUAACCGGCCAAAAGGUCCUUGGAGCCAUAGGUUGGAAAGCAUGGCUGCGUGGGGCGGACACCUGAGGCCGACGCCUGCCUGCCCACCUGCUUCACUAAAACUCCUCUCUCCUCUCUCCCUUUCUCUUUCUCUUUCUCUCUCUU
Molecule: messenger RNA, 10929 nt
Organism: Cynocephalus volans (Philippine flying lemur)
Lineage: Eukaryota; Metazoa; Chordata; Mammalia; Dermoptera; Cynocephalidae
Gene: KIF1B
Product: kinesin family member 1B
Exons: 50
Coding region: 163-5697 (1844 amino acids)
Biological process (GO): microtubule-based movement
Molecular function (GO): microtubule motor activity; ATP binding; microtubule binding
Source: RefSeq, a predicted model, not a curated record